Molecule: messenger RNA, 568 nt
Organism: Arachis stenosperma
Lineage: Eukaryota; Viridiplantae; Streptophyta; Magnoliopsida; Fabales; Fabaceae
Product: 60S ribosomal protein L34
Exons: 2
Coding region: 65-427 (120 amino acids)
Biological process (GO): translation; ribosome biogenesis
Cellular component (GO): ribosome; cytosolic large ribosomal subunit
Molecular function (GO): structural constituent of ribosome
Source: RefSeq, a predicted model, not a curated record
CAUCAUCUUCAUUCUUCAUCGUUCAGAGUGUGUGUGUGUGUGAAGAACAGAGUCAUCGGUGACAAUGGUUCAGAGGCUCACUUAUCGUAAGCGCCAUAGCUAUGCCACCAAAUCCAACCAGCACCGUGUUGUCAAAACCCCCGGUGGGAAGCUGGUGUACCAGAGUACGAAGAAGAGAGCAAGUGGACCAAAAUGCCCUGUCACCGGAAAGAGGAUCCAAGGGAUUCCCCAUCUGAGACCUGCUGAAUACAAGAGAUCUAGGUUGCCUAGAAACCGCCGUACAGUGAACCGCGCCUAUGGAGGUGUCUUGUCUGGAGGAGCAGUUAGAGAAAGGAUUAUCCGUGCUUUCCUUGUUGAGGAACAAAAAAUUGUGAAGAAGGUGUUGAAGAUCCAAAAGGCAAAAGAAAAGCAAGCAUCAAGGAGUUAAGCUGAGUGGACCAUGGAUAAAAUAUUAAAACCUCUUGAAUUUCUGUUAAAAUUUUGACGUUGGAUUGUGUUACUGUUAACUAUGAAUGUGGAACUUUAUUUGAAGUUUAUUUUAUGGAUUCUUGUGCGUUUUGUUAGUUAA